Molecule: messenger RNA, 1931 nt
Organism: Melanaphis sacchari
Lineage: Eukaryota; Metazoa; Arthropoda; Insecta; Hemiptera; Aphididae
Gene: Gmd
Product: GDP-mannose 4,6 dehydratase
Exons: 8
Coding region: 240-1325 (361 amino acids)
Biological process (GO): GDP-mannose metabolic process
Molecular function (GO): GDP-mannose 4,6-dehydratase activity
Source: RefSeq, a predicted model, not a curated record
UUAUUAUUAUAAUUUAUUGUUUGUAUUCUUCUGCUAUCUGCUACUAUGUUUUUCGACUAUACAAUUUAAGCAAUUAAUAAUAAAUCUGUACAAAUCAUAAAUUAUUUAAUGUAAUAAUUUACUAUAAAUUAACCCAUUACAGGAUGUUUGGGUUAUAAAUUAACUGGGUAAUGGUAGGUAGAUAAAAAAAUUUUUUUGUAGUUUGAAUUUAAUUUAAACUUUUUAUAUACUUCAUUGAUAUGGAGAACGGUGACAAUGGUAUAAAUGGUUGUAGAAAAGUAGCAUUAAUUACAGGAAUCACUGGGCAGGAUGGAUCAUACUUAGCCGAGUUAUUGCUAGAUAAAGGAUAUGAAGUUCAUGGUAUUAUACGGCGUUCAAGCACUUUUAACACUGGUCGUAUAGAACAUCUCUACUUAGAUCCUAAAUCACAUAUGGAAGGCAAAAUGAAACUUCACUAUGGUGACAUGACCGAUAGUAGUUGUCUAGUGAAAAUUAUAGGAAUGGUGAAACCUACUGAAGUUUAUAAUUUAGCUGCUCAAAGUCAUGUAAAGAUUUCAUUUGAACUAAGUGAAUAUACAGCUGAAGUAGAUGGUGUUGGGACUCUCAGGUUACUAGAUGCCAUUAGAGCAUGUCAGUUAGAAAACAAUGUACGUUUUUAUCAAGCUUCUACUUCAGAAUUAUAUGGAAAAGUUGUCGAAAUACCACAAAAAGAAACUACUCCGUUUUACCCUAGAUCUCCAUAUGCAUGUGCCAAAUUAUAUGCUUAUUGGAUUGUAACAAACUAUCGAGAGGCAUACAAUAUGUAUGCUUGCAAUGGAAUUCUGUUUAACCAUGAAAGUCCAAGAAGAGGAGAAAACUUUGUAACUAGAAAAAUUACCAGAUCAGUAGCAAAAAUAGCAAUUGGUUCAUUAGAUUGUAUACAACUAGGAAACUUAGAUUCUAAGAGAGACUGGGGUCAUGCCAAAGAUUAUGUUGAAGCAAUGUGGUUAAUGUUACAACAGAACGUACCCCAAGAUUUUGUGAUUGCUACUGGUGAAAUGCACAGUAUUAGAGAAUUUGUAGAAAAAGCAUUUAAACACAUUGGCAAAACAAUCAUUUGGGAAGGAAAAGGGUUAAAUGAAGUGGGGAAAGAAGAAUCUACCAAUGUUAUACGUGUUAAAGUGAAUGCUAAAUAUUUUCGUCCAACAGAAGUUGAACUUUUACUGGGCGACGCAACUAAAGCCAAAACCGUACUCGGAUGGGCCCCCAAAGUAAAUUUCGAGCAACUGGUCUACGAUAUGAUGGAAGCUGAUCUAGCGCUCAUGAAGAAAAAUCCGUCGGCCUGAAAUUCCUCACCCGUGCAAUAUUUAUUUUACAUUGUAUUACCUAUAUAAACUAUAAACCUCGACUUAGUGUGUGUAUUUGGUUUAAUGGUGAUUUGUUAUUAUUGGAUAUAUAUAUACAUAUUUUUUUUAGGAUUUUAAGAGUAUUAUUUUGCAUAUUAUUAUACGUACCUAAAUAAUAUUUAUAUUCUUGGACUGUGUUUGUCUUUAAACUUUUCGGGUUGGCGGCACACGUUUUGUUACUGGAGAUCUAUAGUAUAUAUACUAUAUUAACUAUAAAAGGAACUGGGAGCAUUUAUAUAUCGUGAAUGUAUUAUGUUUUAACUUCCUGUGGUGUUUGACUCUACGCCGCCUUUUGUUUAUUAUAUUUAUUUAUUUUCACUAUUUAAAACGAUUUUUACUUAUACUAAAAACUAAAAACCACUACGUCUAAUUGUGUUUUGUGCGUUAGUGCAUCUAUUUUGUAUUUAAUUAUACGCUAAUGGUUUGAUCAUUUUUUAUUUUAUUAUAAUGUUAAACUGUUUUAAAUAAUUUGAUAUAAAUUUACAGAUACAUGUUCGUAACUGUUGGGGAGGAGGGGAUUCAGGGGUCUGUAUCUACUCUACAUUU